CUCCUCUCCUCACAUGGCAUUGGGCAUCGUCAUCUGGUGGCCUCUACCCCUAACCAUGGUUAACACUUAACACCCUCUCCUCUUAACCCUAGUUAAAUCCCAGCACUCUCUGGUCUCCAGUUAUAUCUCACCCCUACUUUCUUCUCGUCUUCCACCAGUCUCUGACUCUUCUCUAGUCUCCCCUUCCCUCUCUCUGCGCUUCCAGGUUGUGCUACCGUACGCCGAUGGGUGCAAUGCGCCGCCUCUUGGUUUUCGUCGCGGUUUGUCUCGCCGUCUCCGAUGCCCACAACAUCACCGACAUUCUCGACGGCUUCCCGGAGUACAGCCUCUUCAACUCCUACCUCUCCCAGACGAGGCUCGCCGACGAGAUCAACACUCGCGAGACCAUCACUAUCCUUGCUCUGAACAACGGUGAGAUGUCCGCCCUCGCCGCCAAGCACCCCCUCCCGGUCAUCAAGAAGGCUCUCAGCCUUCACAUCCUCCUCGACUACUUCGACGCCGGCAAGCUCCACCAGAUCUCCGACGGCUCCACCACCUCCACCACGCUCUUCCAGACCACCGGCAACGCCCCCGGCAACAUCGGCUCCGUCAACAUCACCGACUUGAAAGGCGGCAAGGUCGGUUUCGGCUCCGCCAUUCCAGGCUCCCCUCUCGACUCGACCUACACCAAGGAGGUCAAGAAGAUUCCGUACAACAUUUCGGUGAUUGAGAUCAGCCAGCCGAUCAUCGCGCCGGGGGUUCUGACGGCGCCGGCUCCGUCGGCUUCCGACGUGAACAUUACUGGCGCGUUGGAGAAGGCUGGAUGCAAGACGUUUGUGUCGUUGAUUGUGAAGACUGGAGUGUUGAAGGUGUACCAGACGGCGGCGGAGAAGGGGCUCACGCUGUUUGCGCCGUCGGAUGAGGCUUUUAAGGCGGCAGAUGUGCCGGAUCUGAGUAAGCUCACCAACGCCGAGUUGGUGUCGCUGCUGCAGUACCACGCCGUCGCUAGCUACUCGCCGAAGGGAACGCUGAAGACGACGACGGAUCCGAUCAGCACGCUGGCCACGAACGGCGCCGGGAAGUUCGACUUGAAGGUCUCGACAGCCGGCGACGACGUCACGCUCAAGACCGGCGUCGACUCGUCCAGAGUCGCCAGCACCGUCGUCGACUCCACGCCGCUCUGCAUUUUCACCGUCGACAAUGUCCUCCUUCCGGCCGAGUUGUUCGGGAAAUCUCCGUCUCCUGCACCGGCCCCGGAGCCCGUGACCUCUCCCGCUCCGGCACCGGAAGCUUCGGCCCCGAGCCCCGCGGAUGCCCCGGCUUCGAUUGACUCUCCACCAGCGCCACCGACCGAGUCACCUGAAAAAUCUCCAGCCGGAGCACCUACUAGCCACUCCGAAAACACCACGUCGGAGUCGGAGAAAUCCCCCGCCUCUCCGGCCGCAUUAUUGAACGCAAUACUGACAGUGUCAGGGUCCGUAAUUAUCUCCAUCUUCUUGUCCUAAGACGUAAUUUGGCUUCCCCUCCACGACGACGUUUUCGUUGAUUUCCUUUUCGGCCUUGUUUAUUAUUCUGCGAGUUAUUAUUAUUCGGUUUUUAAUUUGGGCGUCGGUUACCCUCUGGACAUUCAUUUUUAAUUUAUUUAUUAUGCCUGAGUGAGUGUUUAUAUUUUUCUUUCAUUUAUGGAUUUUCAAUUAAUGUGAAA
This is a messenger RNA of Diospyros lotus (date-plum), 1684 nucleotides long. RefSeq names its product fasciclin-like arabinogalactan protein 8. The record is from RefSeq and is a predicted model, not a curated record. The transcript has a single exon. Gene Ontology annotation, cellular component: plasma membrane. The coding region runs from base 225 to 1484 and encodes 419 amino acids. NCBI's taxonomy places the organism in Eukaryota, Viridiplantae, Streptophyta, Magnoliopsida, Ericales, Ebenaceae.